This is a messenger RNA of Ruditapes philippinarum (Manila clam), 2275 nucleotides long. RefSeq lists its product as uncharacterized. The record is from RefSeq and is a predicted model, not a curated record. Bases 35 to 2023 code for a protein of 662 amino acids. The transcript has a single exon. NCBI's taxonomy places the organism in Eukaryota, Metazoa, Mollusca, Bivalvia, Venerida, Veneridae.
GUAUCACGUCCCAAAUUACACCCAGACCGUAUCGAUGAAAUUAUCAGAGGUUCUGGCUGAUAUAGGUGUUGAUGAGAGGAUAGUGCUGAAGAGGAGAAGAACAUGGCUUCUGACAGAAUCAAUAGCAAAUAUAGAUAAUCAAUCGGCGCGUGAUUCUUUAAUAUUCAAUUUUGGGAGUCAAUCAGAAGGUACAACAACACCAGGAAUGAAUUCAGACUUAGAUACACUUGCUUGCAUAAAUGUACUCCCUGUGAUACAAGACUGGAGUGAUUGGAAACUUGGUGUAUUUAAUCUAUUGAUGACUGAAGAUGAUUCUGUAUCUCCGGGAUAUUGUUUACUUCAGGUGGUAAGACCUGAUGCUCCUCUUCCUCGUUACGGUGAAUCUGAUGGAAACUUUGUCAAAGACAAAACAGGAAAAUUAUUUUAUAAGAACCCUUUAAGAUCUUUAUGUGCAAGAUAUGGUAUAAAAAUACAUGGGCCAGCAGGUGAACAAAAAAAUCGACCAGGCUUCCUUGAUAAAGAUAAUGUUUUAGCUCUAAAAUGUACCACAUGGCCACUACAAGCUAGACAAUGGUUGGAUCAACAAUGCGAAGGGCACUGGCCAUCUGAUGAAAUUAAACACCUUUGCAGCAGAACUGGAUGCUUACUUGUUGGUGUUGGAUGUAGGGGCAGUGAACAUGAGCAACUUGAAUGGAGAAUAUCAACAUCUUUUUCAGAAAGGUUGUUAAUGUUUAACUUGAACAUUACACAAAUUCGCUGUUAUGUCUUGAUGAAAAUGCUUAUAAAAACAUAUAUUAAUCCACGGUUUGAAGAUGUUAUUUCAAGUUUUAUGUGCAAAACUGUACUCUUCCACUGUAUUGCCAAUACACAUUCUAGCAUCUGGAGAGAAAAUAACUUACUUUCUUGUCUCUCACAGUGUUUUUAUCUGCUGUACAACAAUAUCAUUAGUGAAAAUUGUCCACAUUUUAUCAUUCCUGGGAACAAUUUAAUGAGAGGUAAGAUUUCAUCUGAAAACAAACCCUAUCUCCGGGAAGAAGUCAACAAGAUUGUCAGCAAUGAAGGAGAGGCACUACUUAAAGUACUUGGGAUCAAAUAUGAUGAUCUUGGUUCAAGGCUUCGUCUCAAGUUUUAUAACAGAUCUUUAAUCAAGUCAAGUCACAUUAUUUCAGGAGAACUAUUAUUUAAUCUCGCUAUAAGAAUAUCUGUGAAACUGUUAGAUACUUAUUAUCUUCAUGAGGACAGAAGUCCUAAUGUAGCUGUAGAAAUAUUUAAGAACAAUAUAUCAAAGAUAUUCAAUUGUCGAUAUGAAGGAUUGGAUAAGACAGCCAGUCUUCUUAUUACACCAUUGUAUUGUACAACACUUGGAUCUGUAUUGGCUUCCAUCAACAUAAAUCAGUACAACACUGUAUCAAUAGAUACCCUAAAGCUCAUCUCUCUUGGUCUGAAUACGGAUGUUGCAUCAAGUAGACUGAAACUUGCCUCAAUCUUAUUCCGUGUUCAAGAAAUACAAAAAGCUGACGUAGUACUCAGUGAGAUAGAAAGAAGAUAUGAUCUGCAAAUUGUUGAGCCUGUCUGUAAUUGUUAUCUAUUUGAGAGGAAAACAUUAAAGCAAAGAUUCCAUGAAUUAUGUGAUAACCAUAAUGAAGAAGUCUUACAGUAUAUAACAGCAUUUUGUGUUACAUUUCUGCCAUGUGAAAUUCACUGUGUACCAACUGAACUGAGAUAUGAAAUACAAAGAUCUACACAAGAGGAGAGAAUAUGUCGUACAGAAAGAGACAAGAGAUGGAUGGAUUAUGCUGUGGUGGAUUCCCUCCCUUAUCUCUACUUUUUACAAUACAAGGUUAACAACCAUCUAGGGAGACAUGACGAAAAACAAGCUGCUCUUUUCAAACUUGUAAGAACAAUAAAAGAGGAACCACACCUAGGACAUCGGGAAACAGCUCUAAAUAUUCUUGGAAAGUGCAUGAUACAAGAAGGUAGAGCCGGAGAUUCUUUACAGUGUUACAGAUGUCACUUAAUGUAAGAGGGCGAAACAAUGCUGCGAAGAUUCAUAUUGCGACACUCCUUUCGGUAUUGAUAAAUUCAAGGUCAUAAAAAGUACAUAAAAUUCAAUCUGUCUAUAAUUGAAUCUAUAAUUCCAUAUUUGAAAGAGAUAAAGCAAACGUCAAGCGUUUGAAUAUAAGGUUGUUUGAUGUAUUGUAACUGUUAACACGAUUUUAUACAUGUUUUCUUUUUAUGUUGUUUGUUGUAUAUACAUGCUUUUUUGACCAUAUAC